This is a messenger RNA of Carlito syrichta (Philippine tarsier), 2123 nucleotides long. RefSeq names its product bile acid-CoA:amino acid N-acyltransferase-like. Gene Ontology annotation, cellular component: peroxisome. The transcript is spliced from 3 exons. Lineage: Eukaryota; Metazoa; Chordata; Mammalia; Primates; Tarsiidae. Bases 52 to 1314 code for a protein of 420 amino acids. The record is from RefSeq and is a predicted model, not a curated record. Gene Ontology annotation, molecular function: fatty acyl-CoA hydrolase activity. Gene Ontology annotation, biological process: acyl-CoA metabolic process; fatty acid metabolic process.
GGUUUUGCUGAAGGUACUCCUGAAGCAUCAUCCAAAGUCCACACAGCAAAAAUGAUCCAGUUACAAGCUGCUCCUAUGAUUGCACUUGUUGAUGAGCCAGUGUAUAUCUGGGCUACAGGUCUGACUCCCUUUCAGGUGGUGAGUUUUCAGGCAUCACUGAAAGAUGAAAAUGGGAACAUGUUUCAUUCUCGAGCCUAUUAUAGGGCCAAUGAAGCUGGUAUGGUGGACCUGGAGCAUGCUUCUGCACUUGGAGGUGAUUAUGUGGGAGUCCACCCCAUGGGUCUCUUCUGGUCCCUGAAACCUGAAAAGCUAUUAACUAGACUGAUAAAAAGAGAUGUGAUGAAUAGCUCCUUCAAAGUCCAGUUGAAACUUUAUGACUCAGUAUUACCACUAGAAAAAAAAGCUUCCUGUGCUCCAAAGGCCAGCCUGACUUUGGAGAGAUGGUAUGUAGCAGCUGGUGUCACACGGAUUCAGGUCCAAGAAGGCCGCCUUCGAGGAGCCCUCUUUCUUCCACCAGGAGAGGGCCGUUUCCCGGGGGUAAUUGAUUUGUUUGGUAUUACUGGUGGUCUGGCUGAAUUUCGGGCCAGUCUCUUAGCCAGUCAUGGCUUUGUUUCCUUGGCCUUGGCUUAUUGUAACUAUGAAGACCUGCCCCAACAGCUAGAAACGAUAGAUCUGGAGUAUUUCGAGGAAGCGGCUGACUUUCUCCUGAGACAUCCUAAGGUCAUUGGUCCAGGCAUUGGGGUAGUUUCUGUAUGCAGAGGAGCAGAAAUUGGACUUUCUAUGGCUAUUCACCUAAAACAAGUCACAGCCACUGUACUUAUUAAUGGGCCCAACUUUGUUUUUGAUACUCCACAUGUAUAUCACGAUCAGAUCUAUCGGCCCCUCUUUUGCUCUGCACAAUUAGUGUCUAUCAAUGCCUUUGGAUUAGCAGAGCUCUAUCACAUUUUUGAGGAAGCUCGAGUUGAAGACAGUCAGUCUCUUUUUCCCAUUGAAAAGGCCCAGGGACAUUUCCUCUUUAUUGUGGGAGAAGACGAUAAGAAUAUCAACAGCAAAGCAUAUGCUGAACAAGCCACAGCACAGUUGAGAAGUCAUGGGAAGAACAACUGGACCCUGCUGUCUUACCCUGGGGCAGGCCACCUGAUAGAGCCUCCCUAUUCUCCACUCUGCUGUGCCUCAAGUCUCUACAAUGUGUACAUAAAUGUACACUGGGGAGGAGAGGUGAUUCCACAUGCAGCUGCCCAGGAACACUCUUGGAAGGAGAUCCAAAAAUUUCUCAGGAAGCACCUCAUCCCAACUGUGACCAGUCAGCUCUGAGAAGACUAGAUAUUCCUAGAGAAGGAAAUCUCUUUACCAGCUCCAUCUCUUGAUUUUCAUGGAGCAAUGCCUUUUACCCCCAUAUUUUGUGUUAAUUUUAAUGAUCAAAAUAGGGUAAAAACCUGAUAUUUCACUUAAUUGUGCAAAAGUUAGAUGAACUGAAUGAGGGGCAAAUCAUAAAUCAUUUUACUUAUAAUUUCUUGGCUUUUCGUCCCAUUAGGUCUUUCAAAUAGGACAAAGGUAUAGUAUACUGACAAAAAUUGAAAGAGGCAAGCAAGAAUAGUGACAAAAAUUGAAAGAGGCAAGCAAGAAUAGUGACAAAGUAACAGAUACUCUAAACUGAAUACCAUGUCAGAAAACAUCAUAUAAUAACCAUUUGUCAGAUUAGAAACAUCACAAAAAGUUACUUCUAAGUCAUAAUUAUUUUAGUUAUGGGAACUUCACAACUCCAUUCUUCAUUUGUGAAGUAGUAAAAUUCAUGUCAAAAAGGAAAGGAGGAAUGGAGGAAGUCAAUUAGUUCAUUCCAACAAAUUACUUCUCCAGUUCUUAAAAGCAUGCCCAUCAGCACAAAAUUGAAAAUAACUAAGACUAGAAGAGACUUGCUUUAAGUUAUGAAACAAAAUACAAUUGAAAAUACAACAAAAUAAGAUGAGUGGGGUGACAAAAUCCCUCACUGAAAAUCUGUACUAACAAAUUAAAUUAAUAAUUUAUUUUAAAAAGUAAAACUAGAAACAACAUUCUACUGGUACAGACUAGCCCGAGUGAUUUGAUGAACAGAGUGGUUGGUCAAUUGUCACUGUACUUUCAUA